AUGGCUGGAACCAAGAGCAAGAGGGGAUCCAGGGAACAGGCCCAGCUGGCUGCCGUCUCAGAGGCGCUCGCAAAGGGCACCGCCACCUCGUCCAAGCGCAAAUCGUUCGACGAUGACGGCGAAGACGGCAGCGCGCUCCAAGCCGAUACCUCGCCGGCCAAGGCGAUCCCACAGCAAGGUAGAAGCGAGGCCGAAGACGACGACGACGACGAGGAAGCUCCCGUCGAAGAGGUCAGCAACAAGUCGACCAAACGCAAGCUCGCAAACGAGGCAACCCAGAAGAAGGCUGAACAGAAGGCCGCCGAGGAGAAGCGCAAGAAGCAGGAGCAGGAGCGUCUGCAAAAGCGACAGCAGGAGGCCGAAGCGGCUGCACUCGCCGCCGAGAGGAAGCAGGCAAAGAAGGGCAGGGGCAAAAAGACGGCCGCGGCCGAGUUGGCAGAAGAGCAGCCGUCGGCGGGCAGCUCUCAGGUCGCUGACGACGAGCAGGAUGUGGACCGACCAGAUGACGGCCUCGAGUCGGAUGCAUUCGACAUCGAGGAGGACGAUCUCGAUGCCGACCUCGACGAGCCCACCGAUCUCGAGGACGAGGGCGAAGCGGAUGCUUCCUCGUCCGCCUCGACGGCAGCGGCGGGACCGUCUCGCCUCGACCCUUCGCUUUUCGCCAAGGUCUUUGCAAAGAAGACGCCGGCGGCCAAGUCGAUCCUUAAGCGCAAGGCCGCUGACCCAAUGACGGCCGAGAUGGAAGCCGAGGAGCGUCUGCGCCGCAAGAAGCUGCGCGCCAAGCGCCAGGGCGGCAUCGUCAAGGGCCGCGACGGCAUGCCGAUGCGCCGCCUCCCGGACGGCACCAUUGUGCGGUCCCUCUCUUCCCACGCACCGCUCGGCAAGAAAAAGACCAACUUUGACGACGACGAUGCCGCCGCCCAGGCCCAGGGCGAGGAGGAGGAGGAGGAGGAGGAUACGACGCCGUUGGACCCAGCGGUACGGCCUACGCCGCUCGAUCCGUCCGUCAGCCUGCCCAACGCAAAGAUCCGGGGCUACAAGAAGCGGAAGCUGGGCCUGUCCUCGACCAGGGACGCGGCCAAGGCGACGGCCACGGCUCCGGCGACGAAGAAGAAGAGCAAGAAGGCGGCGGGCAGCAGCGACGCGGCGACGAUACGCAGCGAGGACGACCCGCUGGGGCUCAACGACCCCGCCUUCCUGCCCGGUGGCGAAUUCUACAGGCCAAAGAAGCUGACGGGCGCCAGGCCCAAAAAGGGGCCCAGUCACGAGGGCGCUGGCAAGCCGGGCGCGCUCGCCAGGCAGGGCUACCGCGGUAGAGGCGGGAGGACGGAUGCGCUCAGUGCCAUCUCGGCGGGUCAGAGGGGCGGGCCGGCGCUCGGGUUCGCACGCAGCCUCGCCUGA
Messenger RNA from Pseudozyma flocculosa PF-1, 1401 nucleotides. RefSeq lists its product as uncharacterized. The transcript has 2 exons. The coding region runs from base 1 to 1401 and encodes 466 amino acids. The record is from RefSeq and is a predicted model, not a curated record. Lineage: Eukaryota; Fungi; Basidiomycota; Ustilaginomycetes; Ustilaginales; Ustilaginaceae.